AUGGACAGGCAUUCUCAGAUCGCAAGGCAGCAAUUUCAAGUACUUCUUGAAAGAGCGAAUAAACGCUUCGUGAAACUCCGGGAACUGCAAACACGUGGGGACUAUUCGUGGCCCGCCGCACAAUCGUUGUUUCACAAGGCGUUCGACUCAUUUUCACGCCUGUGGCAAUUUCAGCUUGGCAACAGAGCUGCCCUACUCGAGACGGGCCUUCAGCGCUCAGACCUGGGCGCCAUCGCCAAUAAAAUUGGCCAGCUGUACUACAACUACUAUCUGCGAUCCGGCGACACGGGAGCGCUGCUGGAGAGCUACACUUUCUACGAUGCCGUACACACCCGCCAGUACUUCACCACCGCCGCGGGGGCCGCCCCCGACCCCGCAGCGGCGGCCCGGCAGAUGCGCUUCUAUGCGCGGUUCGUGGUAGUGUGCCUCUUCCUUAACCGCCGGGAGGAGGCCAUGCAGCUGCUGCAGGAGCUGCAGGCUUCCGUAAGUUCGUACAUAUUGCAGUACUCCUCGCCGGAGGCCCAGGAGUGGCAGUUGGUGGUGAACGAGGUAUCCUCGCUGAUGGCUGCGGACCAGUUCGCAAUGCCACUGCCUAGGAGCCCGGGCAGCCUGGAGGUGUCGUACACACCUCCCUUGAGGUGCAGGUCCAACGACCCCGCGGCGACCUGUGCACCGCAUCGGCCGAGGCUGGCCGAGGCAAUCCUGGUGUCGUACCGUCCACGGCAGGUCAAGGUGGCUGAGCUGCCCCUGGAGCUCUACAGGAUGUCCCAGGCGCUGGAGUGGCAGCAGGAGCAGGAGCAACAGCACCGGGGAGAGGAUCCCCCUCGGCAAGGAGGGGGGUUUGUCACGGAGGUGGCGGGAGCCCGGGGCUACCCCGACCACCACCACCACCACCAGCAGCAGCAGCAGGGGCUUCCCCCCUCCAGUGACAACCCCGGCGUGGCGGUGGUGUCCCCCGGGCUGCCAUCCCCCACGUCCCAGCUGGUGCCGCCGGCUGAGGACGGCUUCGCACAGCCGCCGUCGCCGCCACAGCCGCCAGCGGAGGGCCCGGGGGAUGGAGGCGCUGGGAUUGACGAAGCCUCGCAGGCUGUAGCAGCUGAAGCUGCCUCAGUUAGUCAGCACCAGCAGCAGCAGCAGCAACAGCCCUUAUCGGGUCCCAGCAGCCGGUGUUCAUCGGCCCCCGCGCCCGGGGCCCCCGCCGGCCGCAACCCGCACCGGCAGCUGCUGCACCGCCCCACCGCCCAGCAUCUGCUGUCCGCGUUGCUGGCUGUGACGGCGGGGCUGGAGCAGGCCGCUGCCGGCGACCAGUUCGUGCUGCUGUACAUUUCGGCGGACGCUGCGCCCGCUCCGCUGCUUACGCAAAGCUCCGCCGGGGCCAAGGCCGAUGCCGUCAGUGCUGUACAUGCCGUACAGCGAUGUACAGGAGCCGAGGAAGCUGCAGGUGGCCCUGGGCAAGUGGCCACGGAGGCGAUGGGGCCGGUGGCGCGGGCCGCUACCUUCCCCUUGCGACAGCUACUGCUCUGUCCGCCUGCGCACCCCGCACACCGCUCCCGCCACAGCCACCAGUUCCAGCAGCUCGCGCCGCCCCAGCCCCAGUCCCAGCCCCACCACCAGCCUGAGGCCCCGAGCGAGGCCCUGGUCCCCGGCGGCCCGGCUCCAGGGCCCGCACCCCUGAAGCAGCCUCCUCGGCCACAUGCAGGUGUCGACAGCCCUGCGGGCGGCGGCAGUGCUACGGGUGCGGCUAUUGCCUCGGCCGCUGACGGUCUGUUGUCCCCCGGGGAGCUGCUGGCGGGCACCCGGCGGCUGCUGCUGCUGGUGCUGGACUCGGAUAUGGGGCCGGAGUUUGGACAGCUGCAGGGUAGUGAGCGGGGAUUCCCGCUGCUGUGCCUCGCGGCCCCCCCCUGGCAAGUCCUCACGCAGCCAGCAGCAAACCCUAGGACCGCCCUCUCUACCGCCACCGCCACCACCACCGCCGCUACCGGUGCCGGUGCCGGUGCCGGCCCCGCGAGCCCGGUGGACCCUGGUCGCUACGGCUCCCUCACCGCCAUGGCCCUCUCAUGUCCCGCACAAGCCCUGUGCGCGCUGGUGGGGCAGGCGGACCCGCAACCCCAGGUGCUACAGCAGCUGCAGAUGCUGCUGGACGACACGUUUUUGCAGCUGGGGCGCGAAAUGGCGGAACAGCUGGCGGCCGCGUCGCCACGUACUGGAUCCAGCCCCUCCGCCGCGGUUACCGCUUCGUCCUAUCCCGGCAGCGUCACCGCGGCCUCCUCGACUUCCCCCCCUGCUUUUGCUGUCUGGGCGCCCGUGUUCGAGGACUGCCUUACGCGCCGGCUGCUGCUGCACUUUGCCUUUUACAGCCCCCUCCUUUCGAACGGAUGUGUGUCAACGGCGGCGCAGAUAGCGCCUCCGUAUCCAUAUCCAUACUCGCAGCAGACGACCACCUUCCGCUCCCCUGUAAUUGUGGUGGUGGCGGUGGGCGUUCCCAUCGACUGUUGGGAGGUGGUGUGGAAGUUCAACCUGGUCCUUCUUGCUGCGGCUCUGUGUGCGAGCAGCCGGCCGGGCGCUUCGCGAUCCGGUUCUUUACUUCUGGAAGGUUAA
Messenger RNA from Volvox carteri f. nagariensis, 2598 nucleotides. RefSeq lists its product as uncharacterized. Gene Ontology annotation, cellular component: nucleus. The record is from RefSeq and is a predicted model, not a curated record. Gene Ontology annotation, biological process: DNA-templated transcription. The transcript has 11 exons. NCBI's taxonomy places the organism in Eukaryota, Viridiplantae, Chlorophyta, Chlorophyceae, Chlamydomonadales, Volvocaceae. Gene Ontology annotation, molecular function: transcription corepressor activity. The coding region runs from base 1 to 2598 and encodes 865 amino acids.